UCUCUCUCUCUCUCUCUCUCUCGGUAUUCUUCUUUCUUAGCGGCGGCGACAGAGCGAGUGGCGCCGCCCUUGCCAGUCCGUCGGACGCUUCGCCGGGCGACAAGGAGCGUUAGUCAUCCUGGUCCUGGAAUAUGAGAAGGUUCUUCUCAUUUCGCUCGUUCACAAGCAGUGCCGGGAAUGGCAAAGCAGCACCGGCAAAUGAUGCCAUGAACGAGAACAAACUUGAUGAAGGUGGAACUGGCAGGGCUUCCCAAUCUCCUGGUGCACGGUCAUUCCGAUCAAGAAGCCGGCAUGGUGCAUCGAGGAAUGAGGAAUCUUCCCAUCCACAGCUCAGGAGGUCCUUUUCAUUUUCAUCAUCAGCCAUUGAUCGUUCCUUGGAUGAAAGGAUGAUGUCACGCGAUAUUCCGUGUUCUAUGUCCAAUGAUUCUGAUGCGCCUGGUCAUAUCGGCGAAGUGGAGUGCUACACAUGGUCUCCAGAAAGACACCCCAGCAGAAGAGAAUACACAAUAAAGGUCCCAAAUUCACAUGGAUUCCAAGAAACUGACUCAUCUCAUUCAAGAUGCCAGUCAUGCUCAACAGGACACUCUCCUGUCAGUUCUCCUGUUGCGUUAAAAUGCAGGCCUGCUAGGUUGACCAAUUUAUUGAAUAAGAAUGAGGUGCUAGAUCUGUACAUCGAUAGUGAGCAAGAAGUUACCAGAUUAAAUGAGAAACAGAACCAGAAAUUCCCCAUCAGAUCUACAGCUCCAUACUUGGGGCAGGGACGGCCACCACGGCCACAUUCUACAGCGCCAUCUUCACCAACAUUGCGUAAAGAGAUUGUUGAAAGCCCCUCCAACAUUGAUAUUGAUGAUGCCUGGCACUCCCAACUUGCUCAUGGGGGGACUAACGGCACCUGCAAGGUUGCAUCUAUGUGUCAUGGAGGUGGCCAUGAUGCAAGACAUUUUAAAGUAUCUUCUGAGAAGCUUUCACAUUUUGAAGAGCUCAGAUCACAAACUAUGACUACUGUGGAAGAUAUCUAUGAGGACUUGCAAGAUGUACGACCUCCAUCUCCAUUCUUCUACAGCUCUUCAACGGAUCCUGUUUCUAGUGCUACCUCGAGAUACUUUGCUGCAGACAUUAGUUGUCAUGAGGAGUCUCAUGGUGUUCAUGAUUUCAGAUUGGAACAAGAGGCUGAUGAAAAGUUGCUUCAAAGAGCUAAAGAAGUUGAUGCAUGCUUUAUGCUUUCUCCACUAGAAAACAGGAAGCUUAAUGCACUCAGGGACAAGAGGUUGGAUUCAACUGAAAUGUUGCAACUCAUUCAAGGUCUGAUUGAAGAUAGAAAAAUGUUGGCAUCUGAAUUAUCUUCACAGAUUAAGGCACGUCUUACUGAAAGAUUUGCAACCAAAGAAGAAUAUAAGAGAUCCAAGUUAGAAUUAGAAACUAGAACUAGAAGGCUGGAAAAGGAGAAGAUCGACAUACAAAGUAACUUGGAGACAGAAUUGGAUAGAAGGUCAAGUGAUUGGUCAGUCAAGCUGGAGAGAUCUCAAUUUGAAGAACAAAGACUACGGGAAAGGGUAAGAGAGAUUGCAGAGCAGAAUGUGUCAUUUCAGAGAGAAAUUACUUUGCUUCAAUCCUACAAAGUUGAUGCUACUAGUAGGAUUAAAAGUCUAGAGCUGCAAAACAAGCAUCUGGACAAUGAGUUACAGAAAGUAAAAGUUGAUCACGAAAACCUUCACAACUCCUUAGUAGAAUCGCAUGAUAAACUUGCUCAAGCUAUAGCGGAAAGGGAUAAAAUCCGAGAACUUUUAGAAGACAAAGCGGAGGCCAAUAAGGCGUUACACAAAAUUAUUGCAAGAUUACAAAGGGCAUGCAACGAACAGGAGAAAACAAUAGCUGGCCUGAGACAAGGAUUCGGUGCCGAAUUAGAAAAGAGAGCUGCUGGAAAUAGUGAUAUGAUAAACAGAAUGCAAAUGGAACUUAACAGACUUACUGGGGUUGAACAAAAUCUGAGAAAAGAAAUUCAAUCCUGUACCCUUGAGAUGGAGUCUCUUAGGCAAGAGAAUAUAGCGAUUUUAAAUCGUCUACAAAGGAGUGAAGACGGAGUGAAUUUUUCCACAAUUCUUCUUGACCAGGAGCUUCAUGCUAGAGUGGAAAGUCUGCAGACACAAGCUUUAUCAUUACUUGAUGAUGCUAGCCAACUUUGUGCCAAGUUGUUGGAAUUGAUCAAACCAAAGAGUAGCAAGAACAGUGGUGAUGUUGAUGCAUUAGUAGUCAUCGAGCAUACUCUAAAGUACCAGAGCAUGAAUGGAGGAAUUGAGAACGUAAAACAGAGGCUGCGUGCAAUUAAAUCCCUGCUGACGGAGAAACAAAACAAAGAAGAGACUAGACAGAGUGCUGGAGGUUGUCUUCUGGGACAAGAAAAGGUAUCCGGGGAUGACAUUGAAACUAGGCUAAGAGAAGAAGCUGUGAUCAGUAGAAUACUAAAGGAGAAGCUAUUGUCCAAGGAACUAGACAUUGAGCAAUUGCAGUCAGAUCUAGCAGCUUCAGUUAGGAUCCAAGAUGUACUGCAAAAUGAGAUCCAGAGAGUUCAAGAUGAACUACGUUGCCUUACACACAAGUCUAAGCAUUUGGAAGUUCAGGUUUCAAAGAAAGACGGGACAAUUAACCAGAUCGAGCAGGAUUUCCAGGAAUCUGCUAAGGAGCUGACUGCUCUUCGGUGCAUGCUCAGAACAGUAAGUGAUGAAAGAGAUGUCUCGUGGCAGGAAUCAAAACAGCUGAAAAGAACUGUCAAUGGCUUGCAAAAUGAAGUCGCUUCACUGAAGCAGAAGAUUAAAUUGCUUGAUGAAGAUAUAAUGCUUAAGGAGAGCGAGAUACUGCUUCGGGAUGGUGAGAUUUCAAUAUUAAGGGACAGUAUUGACAAGCCGUUUGACAUCUGCAGCCCUCGGUCCCUGAAGCAGUUUGGCUUGGAGUAAAUUUGCUCAGAACAAAUAGCAGAUCUUGAUUUUGAAAUGGAUGUUAUUUUCCUUUCUGCACAAAGAUAAUAGCUUUUAUCGCUCUUUACAUAGAGUUCAUAUACUUGUGAACACUGAACCACGGCUCAUAACCGUGCUCGUUUAGCCAAUACAAUAUAUUCUGCAUUUUAGCCA
Messenger RNA from Panicum hallii, 3125 nucleotides. Its product is annotated as spindle pole body component 110-like. The record is from RefSeq and is a predicted model, not a curated record. Bases 132 to 2951 code for a protein of 939 amino acids. NCBI's taxonomy places the organism in Eukaryota, Viridiplantae, Streptophyta, Magnoliopsida, Poales, Poaceae. The transcript is spliced from 5 exons.